AUGCCAGUUGCAAGAACUCAGAAACAUAAGCCAGCAAGAGCAACAAACAGUCGCACUCGAGGUCGCACCAGCACAAAACCUACACCCUCAAAGUCCUUCCUCAACUCUCUUCCAACAGCGAGAAAUGCCUCACUGAACGAUUCUUUGCUUAUCCAUGGAGAACCAACAGCGAACCAGUUCGGACUCGGAACACGCGACAGGGAUCAGCUGCGAGAACGACCCGCGGUACAUAGAGUGGUCAAGCAGAUGAUCCAGAGAGGGGAGCUGGGUCCAAAUGGAAUAGAGCAAGUCGCAGCUGGUGGAAUGCACUCUCUUAUCCUUGAUUCAUUAGGAAGGGUCUGGUCCAGUGGGUGCAACGAUGAGGAUGCUCUCGGUCGCAGAGUGGAGGUUCAAGGCGAAGAUGCAAGCGAACUAGAGGCCAAGUUUGCCCUCGUAGAAGGCCUAGAAGGCUUUAGAACUGUGAGAAUCGCGGCCAGUGACAACGCCAGUUUCGCCCUCAACGAAAAAGGCGAGCUCCGAGCUUGGGGAACAUUCAAAGCCAAGAAAAGCGGAGACCGAGGGUUUAGCUAUGAGCACAAUCUCGAACGCUCCUUGAAACCCAUCGCCUUCUCCGUCUUCGUCAAAGACCUCAUUUCGUCAAUAUGUUGCGGGCACAAUCAUGUGCUCGCUCUGACGGCCUCUGGGCGUGUCUAUACAUGGGGCACGCCAGAAGAUGGCCAACUUGGGAGGAGGAUUCUCCCCCGGUUCCAAUCCUGGACAUACCGGCCCACACCCAUAAUGCGCAACAUCGUGGCCAUCGGAUCUGCUGCCUCCACGUCAUUCGCAGUGGAUAAGGUUGGGAACGUCUAUGCCUUCGGAAAGAAUUCAGAACGGCAGGCGGGCGUUGACGGCGAACGUAACAUCAUCGACGUGCCAACACCGAUAUCCGCCCUUCACCCGCUGCAGCACGGUGGUGCUCGCGUUGUACAGAUUACAGGCGGUGACGAGCAUUCCGUGUUCCUGUUCGACAACGGGCAGAUGUGGACCUGCGGCUGGGCGGAUGACUUCCGGCUCGGGCUCUCUCUUGAGGCGCUGAUGAAGUACAUGGCUCCAGGGUCGGACCUAGCGACUCGCCGCCCCGAGGGCGUCCCAUAUUCGUGGGGAUGCGGGGUUUCGCACCAGCUUGGGCUACCUGGAGCAUCAGAGAUCGCAGAAGUGCCUACGAAGAUCACGAGCGAGGACCUCGAGCAACGGCGAGUACUCCAGAUAAGCGCCGGCGGCGAGCAUGUUAUGUUCAUGUAA
Messenger RNA from Cyclocybe aegerita, 1281 nucleotides. The record is from the annotation of a GenBank genome assembly. NCBI's taxonomy places the organism in Eukaryota, Fungi, Basidiomycota, Agaricomycetes, Agaricales, Hemipholiotaceae.